Messenger RNA from Pseudophryne corroboree (corroboree frog), 1639 nucleotides. RefSeq names its product TBC1 domain family member 20 (gene TBC1D20). The transcript is spliced from 8 exons. The record is from RefSeq and is a predicted model, not a curated record. NCBI's taxonomy places the organism in Eukaryota, Metazoa, Chordata, Amphibia, Anura, Myobatrachidae. Gene Ontology annotation, biological process: endoplasmic reticulum to Golgi vesicle-mediated transport; positive regulation of GTPase activity. Gene Ontology annotation, molecular function: GTPase activator activity. Gene Ontology annotation, cellular component: endoplasmic reticulum membrane. The coding region runs from base 118 to 1296 and encodes 392 amino acids.
UUUCCGGUCAUGCGAUCUCCUUUGCGCCAGUCUCCAGUGAGAUGACGUCAUGAGUUGAGUGUACGGAAGUAUGCCCGAGGUGUAUUGCCGGUAACGGGGCCGGUAGUCACUCUUUUAAUGAGAAUGUCCGUGCGGACUGAGCCCGGCAGACACGGCAGUGAGUUCCGCAGGCGCAGAAAGCUUUGUGACAUCCAGAAAGCCCUUGGCAAGGAGCCCCCAGAUGUAGCCACCCUGCGGCGUAUGGCGAUCAGUGAAGGUGGGCUACUUACUGAUGAGAUCCGGUGUCAAGUCUGGCCCAGACUCUUGAAUGUCAGCACUGAAGAUCUGCCUCCUCCACCAGGGCCGGAGCUGCGGGUGAACAAUAAAGAUUAUGAGCAGGUUCUGUUGGAUGUCAGACGUUCACUUAGACGCUUCCCUCCAGGGAUGCCUUUAAAGGAGCGGGAAGAUUUGCAGGAGCAGCUGAUUGACAUCAUCCUGCAGGUGUUGGCACGAAACUCGCAGUUGCACUAUUACCAGGGAUAUCAUGAUAUUGUAGUCACUUUCCUGCUGGUGGUGGGAGGGCCGCUAGCCACUCUUCUGGUGGAUAAACUGUCCACACAUCACCUAAGGGAUUUUAUGGAUCCAAGCAUGGAUAACACUAAGCACAUCCUCAACUACCUGAUGCCCAUUAUAGAGCUGGUGAACCCAGCAUUGCACGACUUCAUGCAGCAGGCGGAAGUUGGCACUAUAUUUGCCCUGAGCUGGCUCAUCACCUGGUUUGGGCAUGUCCUGUCAGAUUUCAGACACGUGGUGAGGUUGUAUGACUUCUUCCUGGCAUGUCACCCGCUGAUGCCCAUCUACUUUGCAGCUGUGAUUGUGUUGCACAGAGAGGAAGAGGUGCUGGAGUGUGAGUGUGAUAUGGCAUCUGUACAUCACCUGCUGUCAAAAAUUCCACAAGAUCUGCCAUAUGAGAUCCUCAUCAGCAAAGCCGGUGACCUGUUUGUUCAGUUCCCACCUUCUGAACUUUCCAGGGAAGCAACGCAGCAGUACCAGGCGGAGAGGACUGCAGCGUCAACAUUUAAAGACUUUGAACUGGCAUCCACACAGCAACACCCGGACACAGUCCUCCGCCGGCGUUUUAGAGACACUAUCCGGCCAGAGCAUGGAAGCAAGUCCGUCCUUACCAAGCCACGUACCAAUAGACUGGUGAAAUUGGCAGUCAUGGGACUGACAGUGGCUUUGGGCGCUGCAGCAUUGGCUGUGGUGAAAAGUGCACUGGAGUGGGCACCCAAAUUUGAGCUGCAGAUAUUUCCAUAACAGCUUAUGUGGGACAAAUGUGAACACAGGAUCUGUCAGUCAUCUCAUAGGAGUGGAGAACACACACACCAUGCCUGUGCCUUGGACCUCUGCAAACCCCAUUUUCAUGCUGCUUACUCCGUCACAGCACACAUGACUUUUCCAUCACUAGCCACUAUAAACUGGAACCUGGACACGCGAGUGCUUGUUAAACUGUUCACAUAUGAAGAAGCCUCUCAACAUGGACACUGUCUCCUAUAUCCAGUGAUGUACAUUAGUCCUCUGUGUAGAUUAUACUUGCCACAUUAACCUAUGUAUAUCUGUACAUAUUAUUAAUUUACUUUAUGAUAAAUAUUUAACACCA